Messenger RNA from Sesamum indicum (sesame), 2238 nucleotides. Lineage: Eukaryota; Viridiplantae; Streptophyta; Magnoliopsida; Lamiales; Pedaliaceae. The record is from RefSeq and is a predicted model, not a curated record.
AUUGCAUUUACACAUCGACAUCGCUUAGGAACAUGCAGGAUUAGGGAUUGGGGGGCAAAGGGCAAACGCAAAUCCCCCUUUCACAACUCCCAUUCAAUAUUCAUGCCCAUUGUGGCCCACUCUCCUCCAAAGGAAAAGCAAUUUGUGCAGACAUUUUGGUAGAGGGUGGGUUUCGCAAUUUUCUUGGGGUGGGGUGGGGGGAGGGGGGCGUAUUGCACAACAACCCCACUGCCCCAUCGCUAAAACCCACUCAAACAAUUAUUAUUUGUACUCGAACCCGAAAGGAGAAACCAAAGAAAUGUUAAAAAGCACAGCAUCUCUCCUUUCUCCCUACACUACAAACGGGAAGUACAGCUUGGGGGAUUCUGGGAGGAGUUGAAAGUGGUGGAAGUAGAAAUUGGAGCAAUAUAGUGUUGUUUCUUUUUUAAAAAGGUGGGUUUAACUGAAAGAAGAUGCCUAGACCGGGACCGAGACCGUAUGAGUGCGUGAGAAGAGCUUGGCAUAGUGAAAGACACCAACCCAUGAGAGGCUUGAUUAUUCAACAGAUUUUCAGGCUUGUACAUGAUAAUCACCCUUCUGCAACUAAAAAAAAUAAAGAAUGGCAAGAGAAGCUGCCUAUUGUGGUGUUGAGAGCGGAGGAAAUCAUGUACUCCAAAGCCAACUCUGAGGCUGAAUAUUCGAAUUCUGAAACGCUAUGGGACCGUGUCAAUGAAGCGGUUGAUACGAUAAUUCGGAAGGAUGAGCGCACCGAGAGUGGGGAGCUUUUGCCUCCAUGUGUUGAAGCUGCACUUAACUUGGGUUGUGUUCCAGUAAGAGCAUCGAGAAGCCAAAGGCACAAUAAUCCGCGAACAUACCUCAGACCAACACAUCAAGAAUGUGGUGAUAUGCCCCCAAAAGUUCUCAAUGAGAAAGCUAAUGACCGCAAUUCUGUUUUGAUGCCUUUGCAUAUAUCCAAAAGCUCAAUGCUUAAGAUGCCCCAAAAUGUAGAUACAGCUAGAUCAGUUUGGGAGUGUAACAAGCAUAUUACACUAAAUACUACUCAGCGAAUUGCUUCUUCAUGUGAUAGACAUCCUUCUAUUGGCAAUAGAAAUAGUAUUGAAUUCGAUCAUGACACUUCAUUGAACAGGGGCUCGGUAUAUCCCUUGUACUAUGGGACAAGCUUCAAACCUGAAGUUCCUCAGUUGGGCUUCCAGGAACCUCAAAAGUCUGAUUCAAUAAUUGUUGGUGUGCCAAUAUUCUCAUCAGUUGCUGAAACUACUGAAGUUGGGUGCUUGCAGAAUCUAUUCCCUUAUGGUGAUGAUAUUAAUGUUGCAAAGGAAACCUAUGAAGCUGCUUCCAAAGACUACAAAGGGAAGGGAUCCGAGAUGGGUUUUGACUUGUCCUUGAGGUUGGGUCUGUUUUCUGACUCAAACUCAAGCAGGGAAAAGGAAUCUGGUUGUGGAGCUGAUAGAGUUGGUCAUAGAGUUGUUCCGGUUGAAGGCCGGCUCAAAGAAAAAGAGUUUUCUUUCUUCCCUGUGGAGUCUGCCUAUGAACACUCCUGGUUGAAUAAAAGUAGGUGGAACUCAGAGGGUGAGAAUCAGAACACAGAAGUAGCUUCUAGGAAACGUAAGCUUCCCACUAGUGCAGAUAUAGAAACUGAUCAAUUUUUCUGGUCACAAGAUUCAACUUCUAACCAUUUGGCUGGUCAAAUGAGAAGACCUGGUUUGUAGAAAAUUGCUCAAUUUAUUGUAUUACAUAUUAUAUUUUUCCAGUGAGAGGAGAAAAUGGAGAUGCAGUCGUAUGUGUUUGAAGUUCUUGUUGUGCCUUUUGCUAACCUUUAUGCUCAUGCUGUCGAUGGAGAGUAUCACAAGCAAUUCGUGAAAGGAUUAGUUGCACUGCAUCAGAGGUCCUAUGGAUGCUGUAUAUCACCUUAUGGAACUUUGGUAAUGCUAUGAUUUUAGGGUUGUUAGUUUUAGAAUUCAAAUUCUGUUUAUAAUCCAUUUAGAAUCUGCUAGCACUGACAGCAGUGAAUUGUUAACAAAAUCUUACAUACAACAAUCAUCAGUUUCCAGCUUUUCCUGCAGCACUCAAUCAUAUUAGAAUAUGCAGAAUAAGAAUUUUGAAGUGUGCUAAUCAUUUCAUAUUAUAGAAUAGAUGGUCAGACAACUCUCUGUUCCUUGUUCCUGGAAAAUUUCACAUUAUUUGAUACAAGUUUUAAGUAGCUUGUUCUUUAGCUACUUGGCGAUAUGUCUAUUUCAU